AAAAUUUGUUGAAAAAAUGGAUUCUUUUAUUACGUCAAAAAAUAAUUAUGGAAAAUUUAAUUAAACAUCCUUUACUUUGUGCGACGUUUUUUAAUCAUUUUUGUAUUAGAAUGGAAAUGAUCUGUGAAGAUGAUGAGGAAGAUAGAGAGCUUUUUGAUAGUUGGAUCAAUGGUUUUGGCAAACAAUUGAGAAGUAAAAUUUCAGUGGGUGUUGUUUCUACUAAAAUAUCUGAUCAGAAGAAAAAUCAAAAUAAAAAAUCUGUUCAAUUUAAGAAAUCAGUUUCUUUAAUUAAUUUGACACAAAAGGUUGGCUAUCGUUUAAUGAAGAAAAGUAAAAGUGCAAAAUAUAUAAGUGAUUAUUGUACAAUUGAAAGUGCUGGAGAAUUGGCAGCUGGAGAAUCGCCCAAAAAAAUUGUAUCAACAAAACCAAAAGUUCCAAGAACUCCAAUUCCACAAACAACACCAACAGACCCGCUAGGGCCACCAUUAAAACUUCAACCAACGUUGUUAUCUCCUAUUACGCCUGAGGAAAAUAAAUGGAUAUUUAAUAGACAUUCUUUAAAAAAUGAAGAAAAAAUUGUAGAAGAAAAUUUGGAAGAAAAUAAAAUUUUGAAAGAAAAAGUGAAAGAAGAAAAUAAAUUAAUUAUAGAAACUGCCAAGUGUCUUUAUUGUCCAGCUGGGGUAAAUUGUUGUGUUCAAAAUGUACAAGCUCGAAGUAUUCAUUAUUAUACUCUUUCAACUGAUAUUAGCCCAAUUGAUUAA
Molecule: messenger RNA, 761 nt
Organism: Meloidogyne enterolobii
Lineage: Eukaryota; Metazoa; Nematoda; Chromadorea; Rhabditida; Meloidogynidae
Source: the annotation of a GenBank genome assembly